This is a messenger RNA of Penicillium malachiteum, 8304 nucleotides long. RefSeq names its product glycosyltransferase family 4 protein. Bases 1 to 8304 code for a protein of 2767 amino acids. The record is from RefSeq and is a predicted model, not a curated record. Gene Ontology annotation, molecular function: glycosyltransferase activity. The transcript is spliced from 7 exons. Lineage: Eukaryota; Fungi; Ascomycota; Eurotiomycetes; Eurotiales; Aspergillaceae.
AUGGGCGCAAAGUAUCUAGGGUUAGAUGCUUCGGGAUGGAGUCAAAUGACAUCCACGUGGUGGGAUAGGGCACGACAUGAACUCUCCGAAGUUCCUACCGCUGUGACUCGUUAUAUUGAAAAAUUAACGGCCGAAACCUAUAAAAUUGGCAAACCCCGAUCAGAGGUGAAGACACCGCAGAAUUUCGGUGUUUACCUGGGAAAGUUCUCCAACCCUCCGACAGCGGAACAAGCUCAGCUUUUGUCUCAAUGGGAUGUAAUUGUUCUCGAUCCCCAGCAGGAGGGUGUUUUGGAUGCUCUCUCCACUGGAUCUUCUGCCGAUCACGUUCUGGGAAGAUUGGAUGUUCGCCAACUGGUUGCUACCGACAGUGGAUCCCACCGCGAUGAAGUUAUCCGCGCGAUCUAUGUCCUGACUGAGGCCAUGGUGAAGCAGCUCAAGGGGACUCAGAAUGAAAAGUCGCCUUUCACUGGAGUCUUGUUGGCAGACUGCCAUGCUCACCUUCAGCCGGUUGUGUUAAAUGAGGUUGUGAAAUUCAUCAAUGGUCUUGGUCUGGAUGUCUGGAUGGAAUUCAGCCCUCCGCAAUAUCUCGGCGAACGUCAAUGUCGCGAAAUCGACUGGACAAAUAUCCGAGGUGUGGUGUACCGAAAUGGAGCCAUCCGACCCGAUGGUGAUCGAUGCAACUACUUCCAGAUGGAGAAUAUGAGAACUGUUAUGCGUGUUGUCGCUGCCCAGAAGCCCAUUGGUGACUCAACCCUCGCCAUGUGGGAGACUGUGGAUGAUGGUGUCGAGCUUAAGCACGAGGUCCUUCACCGUGCUUAUAAAUGGUAUAACUACAACAGUGCUAUGAGCUGGAUUGCCCCUCAGAGCGCCCUGACCGAUGCGACAAUCGCGACCACCAAAACUGUCACUCAUGAGCCCAUCGGAGCUCUGAUGUGGAUGAAGAACGAACAGACACUUGCCACUCAUGAUCUCUGGAGACAAAAUGAGGACAUCUUGCCUUCCUCUGCUGGAAAUGAGGAUAUGUACGAUACCCUCGAGUCAUUCGUUCCCGAUCUCAAGAACAAACUCGCCAUGUUCCCUCCUGCGCCCAAAGUUGAUAAUACUGCCGAACUGGUGAACAUCGACGAACUCCAACUUUCAUCUCCUAACGAGUCCCUCAUGGCAAACCCCUUCUCUAUGUCAUCUGAGGGUGAAGACUAUACUUCACUCGGUUGCUUCCAGAUGGGUCUGGAACUCACAGGGAAAGACAUUAAGGAUCUUCUCCAGGGUCAGCGCCAAGUCCGGGAGCUCAAACUGCUGGAUCCGAUCAAGUCGACUCAGUUGAAAAGUAUUGCUGCCGAGCUCCGGGUUUUGCAAGAUUCCCAAGGUGAAGGUGCCCAGGUUGCGGGAGAGCUUCAUGAUAUUCUCAUCACCUGCGACGGAACCGACAACGAUCGCAUCCGCAUCUACUCUGGUCUGCACUCUGGUUUCCGUACUCGCAUGGAGACUCAAGUCUGGGGUAUGUACGACAGAACUGCUGGUUAUGGUCCUCUCGAUAUUUAUCUUUCCGGAAAGUGCGAGGAAGGACGAACUGGCGCCAUCCUGCACACUUACAUGUCAAGCAAAGGAUAUUCUCGCUACCAGUGUUUCAUGGUUGAGAUCGCCUUGGCUGCUGCUAACAAAAAGUUGUCUGAAAAAUGGGCUGGUCUGUCUCCCCGUAUUGUCAGCGAUAUUGAGCAGCUCACUCCUACUGAGGCUCUGCUCUGGUUGCGACGACUGUCUACCACUCUCUCCAAGGACUGUGCUCAAUUGACCGCGCUGGUUCGUGCGUGCACUGAACAUCAACUCAUUAUGGUUCCCUCUCUAUCUCAGCUUCGUGCUCUCGGCUCUAGUGAAUACUUGAGCGGCAGAUCCACCGGAGAUGAUUUGAUCACUGCACGUUUGAACUUUUACCGCGACCAAGGCUGCUGGGCUCCUGAGCUCUCUGCCGCCAAGGCCCUGUUCAAGGAAAUUGAUGAGCGUUUGCCUGAGGUCUUGAUGGCUCGAGACUCUCGAACCCUGGAGCAAAUUGCCGAGGUCAUCCAGACUGUCGUCCAGAAGGGAGAGAUCGAUGCUGGUGUUGACAUUUUCGCAUUGGCUGUCUUCUGCGCUUUCCGCCGUAUCUCUGUUGAUGAGAUCUAUCUGGAAGUUCUCGAUCGUAACCCUCUUCCCAACAUCCACACUGUUCAAGCUGCCUGUUUCGCAGAGAUGUACGCCCUCGGUGCCCGUUGCCAGAUGUACCUGGAUAUGACACCCAACGUUCUGGGUAAGAUCAUCACUGCUCGUUACCGCAAGUACUACACUGAACACCAGCCUACCCGACGCCCUGAGGGCUUUACUGAGAUCCCAACCGCUUACGCAUCCAUGGAUAUCGAUCUGGACCCCAAGGGUGACAAGCUCGAAAUUCCGUGGUACUACCGCGUUACCUUCCUCGGAAUUUUCGCCCUGCCAGCUCUGAUUGAUAUUACCAUGUUGACUACUGUUGGUCGUGGAUUGUACCUGACUACCUUCAUGAGUGACAUUGACAAGACCUUGGCCACAACUGCUCUCAUGGUUGCGCUUCUUAUUUGUGGUGGUUUCGGUAGUUGGAUCAGCUCUGGUGGAACUUACUACCUUUACGCAAUGGCCUUCCCUGCUAUGGGCAUGUUCAUCAUGACUCGUCUCAUUGCUGGAAUCGCUGUCGUUUUUGUCGGUGGUAUCAUUGCCAUGAUUGUUCUCGGCUGUAUCCACGGCUUUGCUGCAGGUGUUCUGUUCUUCCUCUACUUCUUCUUCCUGUCGACCUACCUGAUGCUUCUGUCUGUCCUCGCCAUUUACCAGCUUCCUGGAUUCCAUUUCCAAUCUGGUCGUACAUACAUUAUCUGCUGUGUCCCGAUUUUGUUCAUCUCUCCCUCGUUACCCUUUGGGUGGGCCAUGACUCGGUCAUUUACCUGUGUGUUGUGGUGGAACCGCUGGUACCUGGGCAUUCCCACAACUACCGAUGCCGAAGUUGUCAACUGGUAUGUGAAGCAGCACGAUUCUCCCACUGCCGCUUUCAUCAAGGAGAUGUCUUCUUCGACUAUUCCUCGCAAGGCCUUGGUUGAGGCGGUGAACAAGGAGCGCAAGCGUUCUCUCUGGUCCAAGGCGACAAGCGAUCUAUUCGUUCGUAAAAUGGCCGAGGGCUAUGACUCGACCAUUUUCCUGCUUGUCUGGUACUGUCGGUACUCGCGUACCCAGAUUCCCCUUUCAUACAGUCCCACUUGGAAUCUUCAACUGAAAGCAGCAGUGGAUACAAUGGCCGAUAUGCAAAAGGGUAUCCGAAUGCACAGCGCGUUCCUUCACUGGCGCCAUACUGGAACUGACGUCUGGUGCGGUAUUCUCUACUUUAUCAUUGCCCUGCUUGAUAAGUGGACUGCGCUUUUGACUGGAGAGUCCUUGGUUGGUCUGUCGACUGCAUCCAGCUCCGCCUACCGUUUGUCAGUCGGAUUCGGUCUUGGAUACUAUCUUACUGGUGCAGUGAUGCUGGACGCGGUUUCUCAGCCACUAUGGACUGCCGUCACUCAGCGGACUACAGAGCCUAUCUCUUCCUUGGAUAGCCUGAGUGAUGUUCUCUCUCAAAACAAGAAGCAAAGAAGGGCACUUUACUGGAAGAAUCUGGCAAAGUUCUUCUUCCUUCACAUUUGGGGUGGAUCCAUCACCAUGGCGCUUAUGUGGACCUUUGAAUAUAGAAAGACUUCCACCAUUAUGUACCUUGCCUACCUUGGGGCGUACAGUGGUCUUCUCUUCUACCAAUACAAUCGAAUUUUCACUGGCCCUCAAGCGGCAAGAUGUCUUGCUCUGGGUUCCAUCGUCGGAUUUGUCACUGGUAUCAUUCUUCACACCGUUGUCUCUGCCUUCGAAUGGAGCAGUGUUAUUGGAUUGGCAUCCGGAACCUGGACUGCUGCGAUCUACGCGCUGUUCAUGGCUGACGUUGGCUUACCUUCUUUCAAAUCCAAGCCUACGAUCAAGAAGUCUACUGAGGUCGAUUUAUCUCAAGUGACCUAUAGCUGCAGCUCCCUUGAACCUUACUUGGACCUCUCUCAAACCACCAUGGCAUACACCUUCGAGCACAUUCAGUCGCUUCCGGCUGAUGCCCGAUUCCGCAUUGACCCGGCAGCCCACCCGGGCUCUGAGGUGAAGAACAACAUCUUGGCCCUCUCUGGAUUGAAGAAGUCGUUGCUGGUAAAGGCUGCAUUCCCCGAUGCAGAGAGUUUGCUGCACGAGGUCGUUCGCCUUUGGGAGACUGGUAAAACCGUUGUUGAAUUCAUCUCCGCUGAGCACCUUCUUCAGAAGGAACAGCGAAUCCGGGCUAUUACUCGUUUGGAUGGGGAUAAUCUCCACAUCUUCGUUGUCGUUGAUCAUGGUCUUGGUGGACAGGACUGGACGACUAAUAUCCGCCGCAACUGCCAUGCUAUUGCCGAGGCUGUUAUCCAGGCCACCACUGAAUCCAGAUUGGGUCUUUCUCACGAUCAUUCCAUGAUGGCUGAGCUCCUGGUUGUGGAUCACCGUGCUAAUUUCGAGCUUUCGCUUCCCGAGGGCAUGAAAUACCAGCUCGAGCGAAACCCAGCUGAGUGUGCCCGUGUUGCAAAUCACGGUCGCAAUACCUUCCUUCGUCACCUUCUUUUGGGUGUUGAUCCUGAUCUUGAAUGGGACAAUCUUCCAGAGAGUGCUCGUUGCCUCUUGAUUCGCCGUUGUGCAGGAAAACCCGGAAUGGUCGCUCCCGAUGAGCUCCAGUGGCUUCAGACUAAAGCUAAUACUGUUGAUCACGAAGUUCUUUCCACCUAUAUCGCACGCUACAACUUGGGUGUUGGCAUGUCUUUGACUGUUACCUCCUUUGCACAGCGCUGGAUGGAGCAUGACACCUACCCCGACCUUCCCGUUCUCCUGGACUCCACAUACGAAAAGCCUCUCCGGGGACUUCUCCCUCCGGCUAUUGGAGCCAACCUGUCAUUUGGUCAACUGCUCAAGCUCUCGUUUACUCGUCUUCUUCAUUCCCUCAAGACAAUUAUCAAGUUCACUCUGAUUUGUCUGGUCGCUGAUCCUGAGUACCAACGAGAACUUAACUAUGUCCUUCGUGGACAGCCAAUUAUCUUUGCGGUGCCUAUCAAUAUCUUACUGAACUGCAUCUGGUCAUUCUGCAAGCUUCUGCAGCGGAUUCUCAUUCCCUUGUUCUGGUACAUCCACGGACGUGAAAAUGUCUCCGAUCUGUACAAGGCCACCAGCGGCUGGAAGACAGUCAUCGAGAAGGAUCGCAUUAUCAUUGAGAGUCUCAGUGGCCCGAUGACCUGUUUCUACCGACCUCUUCCCGAUGGCUCUGCUCGUCUUUACCAGUACAGCGGCAACCAUGACCAGGAGCCAGAGGACCAGUCGAAGCUCGUUGCUAUCAACACAUACUCCGGCAAGCUUGUCCUGUCUCGACGAGAGGAAUACAAGAACAAGAAGGUCAUCAAUGACUACACUUACGAGUACCCGGAAACCGCUGGCAAGCUCAAGAACAAGCCACUCCCCAUCCAGCGACAGUGUACCUCCGGAGAACUCACUGGCCAAGUCAUUCAAUACGACGAGCGCGGUUACAUCGUGUCCGGAUCUGCUGUUCAAGGUGUCAACCCAGUUAAAUUCCAGUAUGAGUUCCGAAAGGAUGCCAAGUUCGAUGACGAGCUCCUCAGUGGUGAAUACAUUUUCCCUCACAUCAAGAUCAAGGUCUCGUGGUGCAUGCCACCACCCUACCGUCCUGAGAGGCUGAACAAGUGGAUUCCCUACCCCCGUGUCAGCGAAGCCACUUUCGUCCAGGGAUCCGAUGUUCAUCACGCCAGAUGGACAUACGAUCACAAGUUCCAUCCUACUAUUACCACCAUGCUGAACGGAGAGGAGGUUCCCACUCCCGUUAUGAUCCGCGAAGAUUGGUUCCACGUUUUGGACAAGCCAAGCAAGAGCAGUUUCCUCCACGACAACCCCCUGUAUUUCUUCAACUCCGUCAAGACAAACUUCGUGACCCGAUUCUUGGGACUGAAUGUCAAGGCCCGCCGCAUUCCUACUGCUAAGGCUCGUACUCACUUGUGGAAUUCAUGGAAGAGCAGCAAGAAGUUCGAUGCUGUCACUACUGUUUGGCUUGAUGAGGUUCUCCUGAGAUCUGACCGUGUUCUCCGCCCCUACUGGCGAAACCGUGAUUUCGGUCGUCUGGAUGCCGCUAAGGACUACGUUGAUGCUCAUGUUGACACCAUUCUGGCUCGUGCUGAUAUCGACCCAGAUGUCAGUUCAUGGACUCCUAUGGCUUUCAAGAUCAGCGAUCUGUCCAGUUUCGGACAAGGUGGUGACUCUAGAAUUAAUACCCGCACACUGUCAACUCAGCUUCAGGAUACCGACACUCAGCUCCACGUUCUCGCUAUGGAUACUGCUACUUGGCCCAACGAACCCGGUGGUGUGUCUGCUUGCCGUCGUGAUAUGAUUAACGAUCUCAACGGCAUCAGAUGGCACAUUCUGUCUGAGAACGCUAAUGACUAUGGUGUACCGAAAUUCCAGAUCGAGCGCAAUGUCCAAUCCCUGACUGUACUUCCUCAAUGGGGUCUCGACUUCUUGAACCCUACUCACGGUGUUUUCCAGAACUGCCUUGACUCGGAAGUUGUUGAGAGAGCACAUGAUACUCGCGUUGAGGAUAUUGAGAAGCACUUCCUGCCCAUUCUUACCAAGCUGGUUCGCUGCGCUCGUACCACCAAUCUGACCCGCCAGCACAUCGAAGAGGCUACCAAUGCUCUUGUUGACUUGAAUGACUACUUUGAAAAUGGUCGCAGCUGGAAUGAUGUGUGGAUGAGCGACACUGUCAAGAAUGCUUGGCGUCAAUUGUGGCUGUCCGAGGAUGUCGAAGAUACCAUUCCAGCCUCCCAAUGGUGGAAUGCCGAGCUGCCAUCACUGCAUCAGCUUGAUAACGCUUUGGAUAUGUGGCAUCGAUACCUGUUCAUCUUCUCCAUUCCUGUGCCUGAGAGAAUCCCUGAUGUCUUCCAGGCCUCUCACCACUUCACUGGCGCAACCUACGGUAUUCUUUGCAAGGCUAAGCGCAAGUGUGCUCUGCAUGUCUGGGAUCACUGUAUCAGUUUCCGUGAGAUGACUGUCUUCCUGUCCGCUGCUGUAUCCUUUGACUCGACUUUCGUCAACACCACUCUGAUCUCUCUUGGUCACCUCUCAUGUGUUCUUAUCGAGCACCAUGCCGAUGUCGUCCUUCCUUGUGCCGAGUACUUCAACCCCGGAUGGGAAGUCGAGCUCGGAACCGCUGAGGGUGCCCUGCAACACCGCCGCACUUUCGCUCGCAAGAUCGACCCUGUCGUCAACGGUAUUACCAACAUGGAGAAGUAUAAGCCUAUCGAGAAGAUCAAGACUCAGACUCCAACCUGUGUCAUGUUGUCUCACGUUCGUUAUGUCAAGGAUAUUAAGACCGCCAUCAUGGCAACAGAUCUCAUUGUCAACCAGUGGGGCUUCAAGGACUACGAGCUGCACAUCUACGGAGAUAUGGAGCGCGCGCCUGCCAUUGCCUCACAGUGUCAAGAACUCAUCGCCUCCAAGGGUCUUAGUGAAAAGGUUAUUCUCAAGGGUCUCGGUAACCCGUCUGUCGUUCUUCAGGAUGCCUGGCUGUUCAUGAACUCCUCCGUCUCCGAAGGUCUUCCGUUAGCUAUGGGUGAAGCCGCCUUGACUGGUGUCCCCGUCGUCUGUACCGACGUUGGCGCUUCAUUCUGUGUCGUAACAGACAGAGCAACAGGCAAGAAGUUCAGUGAAGUCGUCGCACCAAACGACUACGACUCUUUAGCUCGCGCCCAAAUCCGUGUCCUCGCCCUUCUCGAGCAAUGGGCUCCAUUCGCAGAUGAUCUAGAAGGCGACCUCGUCCCGAAACUGGAGUUCCACCCCUCCGCCGAGGAGAUCCAAGCUAUUUCCGAUCGCAUGUACGCGAAGCAGGAGCAGCGCCGAAACCUCGGUAUGAAGGGUCGUGAUAACGUGCUUAACUCUUUCUCGAGUCACCGAUACCUGCGCGAACACGAGCAAAUGCUUUGGCUGGGUAAAUACCAGAGUCACAGUUACAUUGCUCGCAGUGCUGUUGCAUCGAAUAAUUCCAGUGGCUUGCUCAUUAAAGAGAAACCUGACUAUUCGAGACGUGUUUCAUACCUCUCUUCCGUUUCCUUCUACGCCGGAUUCGACUUAUCAGCCUAUUCCGGCUCGGGCAUGGAGGGCUCUAAGGGAUUAUCGGCAGUCUGGGUCUUCGGGAACUCACACGCCGGUAUAGUUUAA